UCUUCCAGAGUAUUCACCAAAAAUCUGUUUCUCAGGUCACAGUCAGGAACAGGGAAGACAGCAACGUUCUCCAUCUCUGUUCUGCAGUGCCUGGAUAUACAGGUUCGUGAGACCCAGGCGUUGAUCUUGGCACCAACUCGGGAGCUGGCUGUACAGAUUCAGAAGGGUCUUCUUGCUCUGGGAGACUACAUGAAUGUCCAGUGUCACGCUUGCAUUGGAGGGACCAACGUUGGCGAAGAUAUCAGAAAACUGGAUUAUGGGCAGCAUGUUGUUGCUGGCACUCCAGGCCGUGUGUUCGAUAUGAUUCGUCGUCGAAGUUUAAGGACUCGGGCCAUCAAAAUGCUGGUUUUGGAUGAAGCAGAUGAAAUGCUCAAUAAAGGUUUUAAGGAGCAGAUUUAUGAUGUGUACAGAUACUUGCCUCCAGCGACACAGGUGGUUCUGAUCAGCGCCACUUUGCCUCAUGAAAUUCUGGAGAUGACCAACAAAUUCAUGACAGACCCCAUUCGCAUCUUGGUGAAACGUGAUGAGUUGACCCUUGAAGGAAUCAAGCAGUUUUUCGUGGCUGUGGAGAGGGAAGAAUGGAAGUUCGAUACCUUGUGCGAUCUCUACGACACGCUCACAAUCACCCAGGCUGUCAUCUUCUGUAACACCAAGAGAAAGGUAGACUGGCUCACGGAGAAGAUGAGAGAGGCCAACUUCACAGUUUCAUCCAUGCACGGGGAUAUGCCACAGAAGGAGAGGGAGUCCAUCAUGAAAGAGUUCAGAUCUGGUGCAAGCCGAGUCCUUAUUUCAACAGAUGUUUGGGCUAGAGGCCUGGAUGUGCCGCAGGUGUCCCUGAUCAUUAACUAUGACUUACCGAACAACAGAGAACUCUACAUCCACAGAAUUGGCCGGUCAGGCAGAUACGGCCGAAAAGGUGUAGCGAUCAACUUUGUGAAGAAUGAUGACAUCCGCAUCCUGCGAGACAUUGAGCAGUACUACUCCACCCAGAUAGAUGAGAUGCCCAUGAACGUUGCUGAUCUUAUCUGAAGGUCCAUGGUUACCAGGGAGUUGUACUAUUUGGUAGCCUCCGUAAUUCUGGUUUGGAUCCACAUCCUUUUUAUCAUAUUGCUGGUCGUAUGGUCUUGAGUUGAGCUGCACUUGAGAGUUGUGUAAAUAAUGUCCUUAGCUCCCACCCAUGUUUUUCAAUAAAAAAAAGGAAGUUUUACCAUAA
Molecule: messenger RNA, 1213 nt
Organism: Pterocles gutturalis (yellow-throated sandgrouse)
Lineage: Eukaryota; Metazoa; Chordata; Aves; Pterocliformes; Pteroclidae
Gene: EIF4A3
Product: eukaryotic translation initiation factor 4A3
Exons: 10
Cellular component (GO): catalytic step 2 spliceosome; nucleolus
Molecular function (GO): mRNA binding; ATP binding; RNA helicase activity
Source: RefSeq, a predicted model, not a curated record